Lachancea meyersii CBS 8951 is the source of this 2175-nucleotide messenger RNA. The record is from the annotation of a GenBank genome assembly. NCBI's taxonomy places the organism in Eukaryota, Fungi, Ascomycota, Saccharomycetes, Saccharomycetales, Saccharomycetaceae.
AUGAACAGAAUGGAGGACAAACGAAUGGAGCUGAACGCUGAGUUGCCAUCCAUCAACAGCACGACCAGCAUCUCGGAUAACUUGGCUCUCCGCAACUACUACGACAAACUGCUUUUCAAAAAUAGCAGUGGCAAGUCUCUCACGGAUCUACCGCGCCAGGCUCUGCCCAGAGCACCUGCAGAGCCCGAAACCCGCAAUGUGGACUUUAUAAGCGGUCUGGCAUUCGGUCUCAGGGGCCCCGCCCAAUCCCAGCAGCAACAACAGCAACAACAGCAACAACAGCAACAACAGCAACAACAGCAACAGCAGCGACAAAGCCCUCAAUCGGCACUGCGUGCCGUACAUAUGACUCCGUCCAACUCGGAGCCUUGGGGAGUCCCACCCGGGUUCCAAGUGGGCGAGGACCGCACCAAUGCCGGCGCGUACUCCAUGUCUUUCCAAUUCGGAAACCCACGUCCGUUUGUAGCUGCCCAAAUGACGCCCCAAGUACCACCACCAUCUAUGGCCCCGAAACCGCCCGUCACUGCGACGGUCGGAGCACAUAACUCACGCAACAACAGCGUGGGCUCCUCGGGCUCUUCGGGCUCCACUAUGCUCAUGUCUCCCUCCAGCUAUUACGCUGCGCUCACGCAACAGUCCAUGAGCCCCGCAAGCGCGCUGUCGCCGGUCAACAGCGCAGGAACCGUGACGUACCCGUCACUGGAUCAGCAACCGCGAGUUCCGUCGUCUCUGCUCCAGCAGAACGCUCAACAGUAUCUUCAGCCCCAUCAACAGUACACUGCGGACCGCAGGUCCUCUUACAUUUCGGACACUCUUAUUCAUGGUGCCAUGACUUCAGAGCCCAAUGCCAUGCUACCGUCGCAUUUGGACCGCCUAUACACCUCGGCCAACAUGACCAAUAAUCGCUACCUCCAGGUUCCCACAAAGCGGCAGUCAGUGCCUAAGAUAGACUAUAGAUCAGGAGACAUUACACAUUCGGCAGCUGCAACUGUGGGCCAAACUGGAUCGCACCACUCAUUAGACAACGGGCUAGAACUUAUCAACGGCCAAGUGACGGCUACUGCAGAGCUCAAAGCUCUGUACCACGACUGCGGUAAAAAUUAUUUCUCCAGCAAUGAAGCGUGUGGGUUUCUCGACCACAUGAAAGAGCUUUUGUCGGGCUCAACUACAAGCGAAUUGACUCAAAACGUUACCAAAUUCCUGUCAUUUUUGAAAAGCUCCAACUUGAAUUAUAAUCCCCAGUCGGACGCUUUCGUUUCAGGUAAUGAAAGUAGAAGAAACAGCAGCACUAGUGCACAUUUACACUACAAACCUCUGGUGUUGGUGGCGUUGAAAAACGGUAAACUUGAACUGCUCUCGAUUUCACACACGACAAACUUAUCCAUGGAACGUGAAGACUUGGUUGUGAUAGAUGGAGACCGAGGCAAGGACCUGGCUAUAGUUAUCGAACCUCAUGUCGAACUAGACCUCGCGCUGUUCAUAAACUUUUUGAAGAAAAAGAUACAUUUUGACUCUUUGAUAACCAACAGGGAACAGCACUUUCCAAACCAGGACUUUGUGAGAGCACUAGUUGACACCAUCCAAGGACAUACGGACGAAUUGAAUUCGAAACUUUACGACGUUAUUGAACUCACACAACUAAUCAUACCAUCCAAACAGGUGCUCCGCUUUGCGACUUCUUGGGAAGUAACAACCAAUUUGCACAACAAAUUCCAAGACGAGCUGAAGGCGCUUCAUAUUGCGCAAUUGAAACUGAAGUCCUUGAAUAGCGGCUUGGCUCACCAUCAGCACCAACAACCCCGUUCAAACCUUAAUAUCAAGAUUUUGAAUGCGGAGUUUCAAUUUGAUCGUAAAAAGUUGACUUUUUACUAUGUGUGUCAAGAGAGAAACGACUUUAGAGAGCUGAUAAAAGAGCUCUUCAAAUUUUACAAAACCAGGAUUUGGUUAUGCGCGAUACCCAACAAUUUGGAUAUUGAGUCCAAGUAUUACGAUAAACAGCUGAAAGAGAUUAAAAUGUAUCAAGCCAUGAUGCAACACUUUUCUGGAGAGGAGACACUGGACAAUGGGUCGGGGUCAGGGUUUGUUGUCGCACCGGCACUCAACUCGAUUUCCCUCGAUAAUUUCCAGAUAGGGGUGUACAAGGAACUUGUUAAUGAUUUAUUCGCCCACAAAUAA